GAAUGAAAGCUUGUGAUGCCAUGCUCAAAGUGAGAUAGAUAAAAACUGUGCUGUUGGUGUUUAGGUCGCCAGAGGUCAGCAUUGCACACAGACUGUUGCUGUAAACAGUCUGUGUGCAAUGGGGACCUCAGGAAAUGGCGUGUCCUGUUCCUAAUUAAACAAAUCGGGGACUAUUUUAUUAUUUUCACUAAUAUCUCGUUGAUUUUACGGGUUAUUUCCGUGCUCAGCUGGUGCAGGGUCGGGUUCCUGGACAGAGUUUUGUGAUGAGCUUCGUGGUGGUUUUGGUUGCGCAGUGCGCUGCUGCUGCUGACUGGGACUGCUGCAGUGUAAACAAGACUGUCCGAGGCUGCAGCGAUGCUUCCUGUGAGCAAAAAGACAAUCACUCACUUCUAAUGAUCGCUGACCUCUCAGAUUAAAAAAAAGAGGCUGCACUUUCACCCGGAACCUUUUUUCCCCUAUUCGCAGAGAGUUUAGUUCAAAAUUCUGCAACGUGAGAGAGACUAAACGCUGUUAAAAAUAAACAGAUUUUCUUUUUCAUUGUUAAGUUCAAUUUACCUCGACAUCUGUCUCUCAUAGCUGACAUUUUAGUCCAAACGCGUCCGUUUGGAUAACCAGAUGGAUUUUAUUGCUGCGGAGGAACAAUCAACUCCUUGAAUUUCAACAAAAUGACUGACAACCAGGAAGAUGCUGAGGACACGACUCCGUCCCGGAGACCGACCUUGCCGCUCCGGCCACCGUGCGAGCGUCUCUCCGGCCACAAGAGCAGCGUGUGCUCCCGCUCAUACUUUGUGGUUGUAAUGGUAUUUUUUCAUGUGUACAUCAUCAACGUUAUAGCACUGCUGUUUUACGUGCACUACAGCAGCGGGCAGCAGGAUGCCAGCCGGACUCGUGAUGCGCCCAGCGGUGGCCACCAGCGCCCCGAAUCGCGACGUCCGCCAUCAAAACCCGAGUUUGUGCGUGAUGUCUCUCUGGCGAGAAUCGAGGGAAUAAGGGUGGGACAUGUCCAGAAGGUGUCACUGGUGUCGGGCAAAGUGCACGAGAUGCGGACUCUGAGCCUGAAACCGCUGCUGUUUGAGAUUCCUGGGUUUCUGUCAGACGAUGAGUGUCGUGUGGUGAUGCAGCUGGCACAGCUGAAGGGUCUUAUGGAAAGCCAGCUGAUGGUACAAGUUGGCCAAGAAGAGCUGGCCAAGGAGCUCAACCUUAGCCCAGAAGAGAUCUUCAAUCUUCUUGACAUCAACCAGGACGGACAGUUGCAGCUUCAGGAGAUACUGACUCAUUCUCGAGUGAGGGACGGCAUUUGGCUCACUCCGGAGAAUCUGCGAGAAAUCUAUGCCGGGUUAAAAGCUGACAAAGAUAAUAAUGGUUUGUUGAGUCUAGAGGAGUUCAGGCUUCUGAGCAAUGAUGCCUUCCAGCGCUUUCUGCUGCAGCGAGGGGUGAAAAGAAGUCAGCUGGUGCGGAACAGCAGGCACACCUGGCUCUAUCAAGGCAAAGGAGCCCACCAGGUCCUCCAGGACAUCAAGGAGAAGGUGAUUCGUCUCACUCGGCUCCCACCCACAUUAGUGGACCUCAGUGAGCCUCUCCAGGUGGUUCGCUAUGAGGAAGGGGGGCAUUACCACGCCCACCACGACAGCGGGCCUGUCUACCCAGAAACAGCAUGCACACACACCCGCCUCGCAGCUAAUACUUCCACUCCUUUUGAGACAUCAUGCAGGUACAUCACAGUUCUCUUCUACCUGAACUCUGUUGAUGGGGGCGGGGAGACCGCAUUCCCUGUGGCAGACAACAGGACCUAUGAUGAAGUGUCUCUCAUACAGAACGACGUGGAUCUUCUGGACACCAGAAGGAACUGUGACAAGAGUAAUCUAAGAGUGAAGCCCAUCAAAGGGACAGCUGUUUUCUGGUACAACUACCUUUCUGAUGGCAGAGGUUGGGUGGGAGAGCAGGAUGAGUUUGCUCUGCAUGGAGGCUGUGUGGUUACCCGUGGCACUAAGUGGGUUGCCAAUAAAUGGAUCAACAUUGAUCCAGAUUACCAGCGGCAGGCUCUCUACCAGCAGUUGGUGUCACAGCUGCCAGAAGAUGAUGAGGAUGAUGAAGGUCUGACUCUAAACAAAGACAUGCAACAUGCCAGCAUCCAUCAAGAGUUGUAGCUCAUACACCAAAUACUGUACAUAUAUAACAAAAUCUUCCUCGCCUUCCUCAGUCCUGUGCACAAAUUUUUGUAAUCCUUCUCUGUGGCCAGUUUGUAGAGACAAGAUUUAUUCAGGGAAUGAGGUCUCAGUGAGUUUAUGCAACAGUAAAGAGAUGCUGUCUUGUUAUUUUUCAUUUACUGUAAUUUCCUACUUCAGGAUUGUUGCACUUGUACACUUGAGUUGAUUUAAUGCGGUGUGAAAGUGUGUAGGAUUUACUGACAUCUAGUGGCAAUGUUUCAGAUUGCAAACAUCUGAAAACACCUGCUUCCUUAACCCAGUCUUCCAAGCACAUGGAAGAAAUGUAGAUAACCACAAAAAACAAAGAAGACCCCUGCUAGAGUAAAUAUUUGUUUUUUUAUUUUGAACAACUGUAGAAACAGUGUGGUGUAAUGCAAAUUUACCCGUGAUGAAGAAGAUUCAUUCUAAGGUAGCCACACAGUGAUUUCUUUUUUAAGGUGGCUCUACAGUAAUGAAGCCUUUCUGUCACUAGAUAACCCUAAAUAUUACACACUGAACUUCAAAUGACACUUUUCUUUGCAUGCAUUACUUACACAUAUUUUGCUGUUGCUGUUAGCAAAUGAAAACAAUUGCACCAGAAAAUUGCAAUGGCUGCCGUUACCAAAAAGUAGCUCACACACUCUCAGUGUGAUGCAUGAUGCCUUGUCUUUGUCCCUUGAAGUCAUCUUGACUGUUUUCUUGUGGAAUGCACAACAAUAGCACAAGCUAUCCCUCAGAUGUCUUGAUUCCAUUUUAUUUAUUGUAAUAUUUAUUUCAAAUGCACUGCCUCACUGUCCUUCAUGGAAUAAAGU
Messenger RNA from Melanotaenia boesemani (Boeseman's rainbowfish), 2998 nucleotides. It is a transcript of the gene p4htmb, whose product is annotated as prolyl 4-hydroxylase, transmembrane b. The coding region runs from base 666 to 2147 and encodes 493 amino acids. Gene Ontology annotation, molecular function: procollagen-proline 4-dioxygenase activity; L-ascorbic acid binding; iron ion binding. The record is from RefSeq and is a predicted model, not a curated record. The transcript is spliced from 9 exons. Gene Ontology annotation, cellular component: endoplasmic reticulum. Gene Ontology annotation, biological process: peptidyl-proline hydroxylation to 4-hydroxy-L-proline. NCBI's taxonomy places the organism in Eukaryota, Metazoa, Chordata, Actinopteri, Atheriniformes, Melanotaeniidae.